Rubroshorea leprosula is the source of this 724-nucleotide messenger RNA. NCBI's taxonomy places the organism in Eukaryota, Viridiplantae, Streptophyta, Magnoliopsida, Malvales, Dipterocarpaceae. The record is from the annotation of a GenBank genome assembly.
AUUAAGAUAUUCUCCUACUUCCACUACUUUCCUUUUUCUUUUAGAAUAGAUUCCACUUACACUUAGCACUGACAAAGGUGCAGUGGAUCUAUUGUUUUGGGUAAUACACUCUCUCAUUCAAAUUCAAUCUUUUUUAUGUUGUAUAUGUGAUCUUCAUGGUUGGACCAAAAAAAAGAAAAAAAAGAAAAAAAAGAUGCAAUAAUAAUUUUAUUUGUCUGUUGUUCUCUAGACAAUAAAAACUGGUAAAAAUUUGUUGCCUUGGAGCGAGCUAUGUUGGUGGGCCAAUCAUGGUUGUGAUUGCACUGAAGUGUUCGAAAAUUGAAGUAGCAAUUGUUGAUAUUUCUACGCCAAGAGUCAAUGCUUGGAAUAGGUGAGCAGUUCCCAAUCUAUGAGCUUGGGCUUGAUGAAGUGGUGAAGGAGUGCAGAGAAAAGAACCUAUUUUUCAACAUAGAUGUGGAGAAGCAUGUAGCAGAAGUAGAUAUAGUCUUUGUUUCAGUCAACACGCCAACCAAAACACAAGGCCUUGGGGUUGGGAAAGUAGAUGAGUUAGGAUGCGUUUGAGAUUGCUGUGAGAUGUUAUGAAUAUAGUUAUAGUUAUAGUUAUGAUUGUAGCAGUAGCUAUAACUAUACUGAAUUGUGUUGUACUGUAACUAUAGGUGAAAGUUAUUUUGGCGUUUGAUUAUUCAUUUUUUAAAAGUAUCAUGGAUAAAAUAUGGUAAAAUUU